AUGGCUGCUACUCCAGUGAAGAAUUCGAAGAUGCCAUAUGUUCGACUCGGGAAGUCGGGGCUGAAGGUGUCCAAGAUUAUCUUGGGCACGAUGCAAUACGGUAGCUCUGAGUGGCAAGACUGGGUAAUAGGAGAGGAAGAUGAGAUCGUCAAACACGUGAAGGCAGCAUAUGACGCUGGCAUCAAUGCCUUUGACACUGCGAAUACGUAUUCCAACGGCAUGUCCGAAGUCAUGCUGGGAAGAGCUAUCAAGCGGCUCCAGCUUCCUAGGGACGAGAUAGUCGUCAUGACCAAGGUCUACCGACCUGUCGGCCGUACACCUGGGGGAAACGUCAUGGGGGCUGCUAAUCCGGACGACAUAGGAUUCGUCAAUCAGCAUGGACUAAGCCGAAAGCAUAUCUUCGACUCUGUCAAGCAUAGCUUAGAACGGCUUCAACUGGACUAUAUUGACUUGCUGCAAUGUCAUAGGUUUGAUUAUAACACUCCCAUCGAGGAAACGAUGCAGGCGCUUCACGACGUCGUCCAGGCAGGAUAUGUCCGAUACAUAGGCAUGAGCGCUUGCUGGGCCUAUCAGUUCCACGCCAUGCAGAACUACGCCAUCGCGCACAAGCUGACACCCUUCAUCUCGAUGCAAAACCACCACAGCCUGCUCUACCGCGAAGACGAGCGGGAGCUCUUGCCGACUUUGAAGAUGUUUGGAGUGGGUUCGAUCCCAUUCUCUCCGCUCGCGCGUGGUCUCCUCGCCAGGCCGCUGUACCAGGAGACUAAGCGGGGCGCUACUGAUAACGUCGAAGAAAUAGCUAAGAAGAAGGGUAUAAGUAUGGCCCAGGUGGCCACCGCGUGGAGCUUGUCGAAAGACGGUGUGACCGCGCCUAUCGUUGGUACGACAAGCCUGAGGAAUCUAGAAGACAUCAUAGGUGCCGUACACGUCGAGUUGACGGAGGAAGAGAUCAAGUAUUUGGAGGAGCCGUACGUGCCUCAGGCUGUCAUCGGACACACUUGA
Messenger RNA from Gloeophyllum trabeum ATCC 11539, 1002 nucleotides. RefSeq names its product Aldo/keto reductase. The transcript is spliced from 14 exons. Lineage: Eukaryota; Fungi; Basidiomycota; Agaricomycetes; Gloeophyllales; Gloeophyllaceae. The record is from RefSeq and is a predicted model, not a curated record. Bases 1 to 1002 code for a protein of 333 amino acids.